Molecule: messenger RNA, 773 nt
Organism: Uranotaenia lowii
Lineage: Eukaryota; Metazoa; Arthropoda; Insecta; Diptera; Culicidae
Exons: 2
Coding region: 110-727 (205 amino acids)
Source: RefSeq, a predicted model, not a curated record
CGCCGCAACGGAUAAAACCAUGCUAGAUUGAGGGUAGUUUUUUAGUUCAAGUUCCUAUUUGGUUGAAGGAAGUUCUCACUUGUAGUAAAAAACCUGAGGGAGUUCAACAAUGCUUGCGUUUAUCUUUUGCUGUGCUCUUCUAGUUGGUUCAUCCAUUGCCCAAUCCAAUGAGGUGAAAUGUUACACAUGCUACGACAAGGGAGAUUGUGAUAGUAAUAAAGGCAGUGUUCAAACCUGCAAUGAAGAGCAAGUUACAAAAAAUCAUAAUAUGUUAAAAGUUUCGAACCCGGAUUUACAAAAUGUGGAUCCAAAAGGACCAUACAUUUGUUACGAUUAUGAAACCAAGGAUGUUCCUGUGGAUCCUGAAAAUCAAGUCAGCUAUUAUGCCGGAAAAGGGUGCACAACUGUUGCUGUGAAGGAUAGUUUCUGCAAAGGUUGGAUUGAACAGCUCACUGUUGUGCGCUGUAGAACCUGUGAGACCGAUGAUGGAUGUUCUAGCAUGGAUGUAACUACAACGACUGCGGGAACAACCUCUUCUGGAACACCAUCUGGUGGGACUUCCUCUGCUGGAACUUCUCCUGGUGGAAGUAGCACCACGAUCAAACCGACUCCUACUGGGACAACUACUACCGCUGCUCCGGGAAGCUCUUCAAACAGAAAUAGUCUCGGGGUGGUUGUACUGCUCUUUGCCAGCGUUUUUUUGAUACUUGUUAAGGUGUCACUGUGAAGCUUUGUCUGAACGUAGAAAUAUAAAACUACUUUUUUCAACGAAA